Chrysoperla carnea is the source of this 2427-nucleotide messenger RNA. RefSeq names its product dihydropyrimidinase (gene CRMP). Gene Ontology annotation, molecular function: dihydropyrimidinase activity. NCBI's taxonomy places the organism in Eukaryota, Metazoa, Arthropoda, Insecta, Neuroptera, Chrysopidae. Gene Ontology annotation, cellular component: cytosol; cytoplasm. The transcript has 7 exons. The record is from RefSeq and is a predicted model, not a curated record. Bases 409 to 2172 code for a protein of 587 amino acids. Gene Ontology annotation, biological process: pyrimidine nucleobase catabolic process.
UAGCAGUGAGCAGAGCCAGAGAGUAGAGAUUCAGAGAGCAGUGAACAGUGAACAGUAAAGAAUAAAAGAGUUGUGAGGUGUUCAGCGUUGUGUGUUGUGUAUUGUGAAGUGACUGUGACGUUCAAAAUCAAAAAUUAACCCAUCAUCAGUACACCUAGAAGUAUAGCACCUGGAACCUAGACUAUACUUUUCCAUCUCAUCUACCAGUCCUACAGCAACAGCUACAGUACAUUAACAGUAGUACUAGUACUAGUACAAGUAUCCAGCUCUGCUACCUCUGUGUGUGGUGUAUGUGCAUGUGUUUGUAAUAUUAAAAAUAUCAAGCAGGAAGUGAAGUUAAUUGUGAUUUACUUAAUUAUUAUUAUUCAUAUUCAUAUUAAAUAAAUAUUAAAAGUUUUUAUUUUAAAAAUGACGACUACAUCACACGUUAAAAAAGUACCAAUUCAUUUACAAAGUGCUCAAAAUCGAUUACUUAUCAAGAAUGGACGUAUCGUGAACGAAGAUGGAAUUGCUGAAGGUGACAUUUAUAUUGAGGAAGGUGUUAUUAAACAAUUAGGUAGGAACUUAAUAAUACCAGGAGGGACACGAGUGAUUGAUGCUCGAGGUAAAUUAAUAAUGCCUGGUGGCAUUGAUCCACAUACCCAUUUUGAAAUGGAAUUCAUGGGCUCUGUAACGGCUGAUGAUUUUUAUCAAGGAACUAAAGCUGCUAUAGCUGGUGGAACCACUACCAUAAUUGAUUUUGUGAUGCCACGAUCAGAUGAAACACUCUUAGAAGCUUAUAUGCGUUAUCGUGAAAAAGCUGAUCCUAAAGUAUGUUGUGAUUAUGCAUUGCAUGUGUGCGUCACUUCAUGGGGUGAACGACAAAAAAAUGAAAUCAAAGAAUUAACUGCCAAACAUGGUAUCAAUUCAUACAAACUAUUUAUGGCUUACAACUUUGCACUGCGCGACUCAGAAAUCUAUCAAUUAAUGGAUACUUGCAAGUCAAUUGGAGCACUUACGAUGGUUCAUGCUGAAAACGGUGAUGUGAUCACUGAAAACACUAAGAAGUUAUUAGCGAAAGGUGUGACUGGUCCUCAUGGUCACGAACUGUCACGCAAUGAAGAAGUUGAAGCUGAAGCAGUGAAUCGUGCUUGUGUUAUUGCUAAGCAGGUGGAGAGUCCGUUGUAUGUAGUUCACGUAAUGAGUCAAAGUGCAGCGCAAGCCCUAAACCAAUUUAAAAUAAACAAUAGCGAAUUGAAAAUAAUUGGAGAAACUUUAGCAGCUGCGUUGGGUACGGAUGGGUCACAUUACUACCACGCUGAUUGGUACCAUGCAGCCAGACACAUUUUAAGUCCACCGCUACGACCAAAUAAAGAAACGCCCAACAUUCUUAUGCACUAUUUAGCUGAGGAUAAACUGCACUUAACUGGAAGUGAUAACUGUACAUUUACGGCUGAACAGAAGGCAGCUGGUAAAAAUGACUUUUCAAAAAUACCAAAUGGUGUGAAUGGUGUUGAAGAUCGUUUGUACGUUGUAUGGGAAAAAGGCGUUGUAAAUGGCAUCAUGGAUCCAUCUAGAUUUGUGGCCAUCACCAGUACAAAUGCAGCAAAAUUAUUUAAUUUAUACCCUCAAAAAGGUUGCAUAGCUGUUGGAUCCGAUGCCGACAUAAUUGUUUGGGACCCAAAUCAAACGAAAACAAUAUCGGCAAAAACACAUCAUCAUGCAAUUGAUUUUAACAUAUUCGAGGGAUUAGUUUGUCACGGCGCACCAGAGUACGUAAUAGUGAAUGGUCGUGUUUGUGUCGACGAAGGCGAAUUAAAAGCUGUACAAGGCUAUGGACGUUUUCUUCCAACAUUACCAUUUGCUCCGUACGUUUAUGGCACGGAUGAUGAUAUUGCUGCUGUUGAGAAAAAACGUUUGCACAGCUACGAAAAUGAAUUGACAUUGGAUCACUUAAAUAUUAACAAUGGUAAUGGACCAAACGCACAAGAAGAAGUUAUUUAUAAUAUGCCAACUUUACCCAACUCAAGUGUGAGCACACCAAUUGGGAAAGCACCGAGACAAGAAGGCCAAAGAAAUUUACAAAGCUCAUCAUUUUCAAUCAGUAGUGAAGAUCCAGAUGCUGAUGACCGUCGUUCUUGUAUACGUGUUAAGAAUCCUCCAGGAGGUAAAUCAUCUGGUGGAUUUUGGUAAAAACAUACCUACCCAUGCCGUACAACAAUUACAAUUACAAUAAUUAAAUAACAAUUAAAUUUAAUUCUUAAUUAACAAAACAAUAUUAAUUAAAUGAACAUAUGACAGACAUAUUGAUUGUACUAUAGCGUACCAUAUCGUAUCAUACCUAGGUACUGUUCAUUGAGUUUAAUCAAUUAAUUAAUGAUAUAAUAUUAUUAAUUAUUUAAUAAGUACCUACAGUACUGUCUGUAAUCCAUAUGAAUGAUUUAUAUC